CGCCGAUUGUGGCAGACGUAGUUGACGUAGCUACCGUCGCAGUCACGUUGUGACGCCGUCACGCCGUGUCGCGCAGUGAUGGCUUCACGCCGAUAUCAACCGGGGGACCGGCUGCUAGGCAGAGAACCGGGGGACGCCCGGAAGCGAUGGGAGUCGGAGGGGUAUGAAUACGACAUCUUUCCCCAACUCCCUCCGCGAGAGGCCCACCCUCCGAAGCGAUGGCGGUACCAGGAGCAAGACAGUCCGUCGUCGUUGUCUGAGGCAGGCUGGGAAGCAGAAGACGCUUCGCGACGGCCUUCACAACCCAAACAAGCAUCUUUCUGGAGCACGCCGAGUAGCCGCAAGCACGCAACUCCGAGGGGCUCUGCCGCAAAGUCGUCCGCGGCGCAUUCCGUCCACACAGAGCACGAGCCCUCGGAAUCUUCAAAGAGGGCAGACGUUCCCGAGGCGUCGACUUCGGGCGUCGGUCGCCGUCCCUCGGCCUCGAGGAGUUUCGGCACGAGGUCGUCCGCGGAACGACCUGGGCAGGCGGGACGGGAACUGUCUCCGCAGUCUUCUGGGGACGACGAGGGGCCCGCGGUGUCUACAUCCGACGUCCAGCGCCGUUCCGCAGUUCCCGAGGCGUCGGCUUCGGGCGCCGGGCGCCAUCCCGCGACCUCGAGGAGUUUCAGCGCGAGGUCGCCGGAGAAACGACCCCAGCAGGCGGAACAAGAACCAUCUCCGGAGUCUUCCGUGGACGACGAAGGGCCCCCAGUGUCUGCUUCCAGAGUCCAGCGCCGUUCCGCAGGGGCCAAACCCACGCCAGAAAGACGUCCACCGACCCCGGCGCGCCAAGCUCCCGCACAGCCAUCGGCGGCGGCACGCCGAGCUCCAGAGCCACCGGCACCGGAGCCUUCGGCACCAAAGGGACCCGGCAGGAGGCGAAAGUCUACCUCUCCCAGGAGGAGCAAUCGGAGGUCGAAGCAUCACACCCCACCCUGGCUCAAGAACAUCCGUCGCCUCCAGAGGACUACGCAGCUCCUCAUUCCGCGGCUGUCGUUUGCGCGGCUGGUGAGGGAGAUACUGCAGGGUUUGGCCCCCAGUCGCUCCGACCACUACUACAUGCAGGGGCUCGCCUUGCAGGCGCUACAGGACGCGUCGGAGGACUUCGUGACUAACUUCCUGUCGGCGAGUUACCUGUGCUCCCUCCACGCCAAGAGAAAGACCUUGAUGAGGCCAGACAUGAUUUUCCUCCAGAACCUCCUCAAGGCCUUGGGCGCCAGCAUCGCCACGGCCUUCUGAAGCCGCCCGCUUCCUCCAGACGCCGACAGUGCUCUGUACAUAGCUUCGUUUUGCCGACAUUGUAAAUAGUUUUCUUCUCAUCGUUGCAUUUCCAACACUCCGUUCGCCCCCAAGCUGACAAUGCAGUGGAAGUUUGUCGCCACACUGUCGGCUCGGGGACGAAUGUGCGGUCGAGGGCCCAAGAGGCAGGAAAGCGCCACCUCGCAGGUUCGAUCGCGUUCCGGUUUCUUGCGUCCGCGGUUGUGUGUGGACAAAGUCGUUCACUCGUCAACAUUCUCACUCUUCCUUGCACCAUUUUAGUGUUUUAACUGUGAACUCGUGCUUUUUGUUUUUCAAUGACAAAGUUGCAUUUGCAACAUUAACGGACACGCGUACGGAAGCGUGCAACCCGCUCCACAUAAAGUUUUCUGCGGAUUGGUGUCGUAUUUGUCUGUUCUCGUAUUGCACCUAAAGUUCGGGCACUUUUUCCUUUUUUUUUUCUCAUGUAUUUCAGCAUAUCACUUUUAAUGUUUGUUUGUUUGUUUUUAUUUUCAAUAAAGUUGUUUGUCAUUUUAGAGAUUAGGGCAAAGGUGUUUGAAUCGGCAUCCCGAUUUCGAGCGGAGGUCACAGUAUCAAGAAUGGGAGGGGUUUUAGGCCUCGUCAUUUGGUGAACUGCUUCCAUGAGACAGUAGGUUGCGUGCAAGCAUUGUGAUUGAGCAAUUCGACCAGAUGAGAUAUGUUUGCGUAGUUUUUGGGUUUUUUUUCUAGUGUAUCUGAAGAACACUCGGCACGUUUCUGCUUUAGUUAAAGGGUCAUGAUGCAAAAUCUUGACAAUAUUUAAGUUAUUCGUAAUAUGAAAUCAUUGCAAGCGGCUUAGUGCUCACCCUUUAAGGGUUUCGAGUAACUUGCAAAUGACUGUCUUUUUUUUUUUGUUUUUUUUUUUUUUGCUCUUGGUUGAAUUGGAUAAUGAUCAGGAAGUUUGAUGUCUAAUAGCAAUGAACUGAGUGCCUAAGUAUACUAGGAUUCUGUGUUUUCAAAUAAACCCAGAAAAAC
This is a messenger RNA of Ixodes scapularis (black-legged tick), 2313 nucleotides long. Its product is annotated as serine/arginine repetitive matrix protein 1. The record is from RefSeq and is a predicted model, not a curated record. Gene Ontology annotation, cellular component: nucleosome. The coding region runs from base 79 to 1281 and encodes 400 amino acids. The transcript has 6 exons. Gene Ontology annotation, molecular function: structural constituent of chromatin; protein heterodimerization activity; DNA binding. Lineage: Eukaryota; Metazoa; Arthropoda; Arachnida; Ixodida; Ixodidae.